CUCAACACGGAUCUUUGGCAAAACUGUUCUCUUCAAUCUGCAAGUAUUGUUCAUUCUAUUUAGAAUAAUUUACAACUUUUCUGUUAAUUUUUUUCUUCUUUGCUUCAAAUCAGAUUAUUUUGAAGUUGGAGUGAUUCUACUGACGAGAAGAAAGCAAUGGGGAUCCCAUCGGAAAUGAGAGAUGCUUGGAUUAACAGAAGGAAAUCACUAUUGAUCCCUUCUCCUUAUGAAGAAGAGAAAAUCGCGGCUUCACGACGUUGUACUCAAGAGGGGGUUCGUGCGGGGACAAAGGCCGCUGCAAUUGCUUGCGUCGUUACUACUGUGCCCACGUUGCUCGCUGUUCGUAUGAUUCCUUGGGCAAAGCAUAAUCUUAAUUAUACUGCACAGGCAUUGAUCAUAUCUGCAGCUUCAAUUUCCACCUACUUCAUCACUGCUGAUAAAACUAUUUUGGAGUGUGCACGGAAAAAUGCACAGUAUGACAAAUCAGCUUGAACAGAAUCAUCCAUUCAUCAAGAAGUUUGAGGACAAGUUUGAUCUUGGGAUUCUGGUGGGCUGCUUAGGACCUCCUGUAGUGAGUAGACUUCUUAUGUUUCCCAUUUUGGUGAGUGUGAAACCUGUGGGCAGAUAUAAUAUGUAAUGGUUAGAGCUUACAAUUGUGAUGAGACAUUUAUUCAACUUUAUGCCGCCAAGUGAAGAUGUUUUCAAUCCAUUUUCCUUUUAUUUCAUAAUUUAAUAAUGGGGAGUCUUCAUCUCAUAAUUUUUAUCA
Messenger RNA from Macadamia integrifolia, 766 nucleotides. RefSeq names its product early nodulin-93. The record is from RefSeq and is a predicted model, not a curated record. NCBI's taxonomy places the organism in Eukaryota, Viridiplantae, Streptophyta, Magnoliopsida, Proteales, Proteaceae. The transcript has 5 exons. Bases 157 to 492 code for a protein of 111 amino acids.